Messenger RNA from Kalmanozyma brasiliensis GHG001, 723 nucleotides. RefSeq lists its product as uncharacterized. Lineage: Eukaryota; Fungi; Basidiomycota; Ustilaginomycetes; Ustilaginales. Bases 1 to 723 code for a protein of 240 amino acids. The record is from RefSeq and is a predicted model, not a curated record. The transcript has a single exon.
AUGGUCCGACGAGGUAGUGGCGUCCGAGCCGGAGCCAGUUCCGCGCCACCUGCCGCAGCCGCGUCGUCAGACGAACCUACACCCCUCGACCAGCUGCGUGCACUCAACAGAGAGCUUGCAGAACGGGACCGUCAAGGUUUUCAAACUCGCACCACUGUCCUUGACCCCUCGAUCGUCAGGACUGCCGAACCUUUCAUCGAAUUCGUGACCAAGUGGGUCCGCGAAUAUUACAGCUGCACCCGCGACGAAGCCUUCGAGCGUAUGAAGCGUGGGGAGAGUCCGGAUGGACUGUCUAUGUCGCUGCUCCAGAAGACUCUGUGGGACUGGCCGAUGCCGGACGAGCGGGGCCUUCGCUCGACGAUGAUCGCGGACUUGGGCCGUAACGUCGCAAACAGAUACCUCAACGAGAUGCGCCGGAUCAGAAGCCUUGCCCUGCUGGACCCUUAUGCUAAAGCGGGCGAGCCGGAUUGCGAGACUCUCAACGUUCCUCGAGAGUUCAGAAACAAGUAUCUGCUGACAAUCGGGACCAUCAGGGCCCAGUGGACGGCUUACUUGCAGGUCAUCGGUCGCGAGCACAUGAUGGACAUCCCAGCGGACCAACUCAACGAGUCCAACUAUCUGCCUUACGCCAGCAUGUCGGUGCAUUUCGUGUCCAACAUCUUCCCCACCUAUGUGGAGCGAGGCCUGCUCCGCCCCGAAGACGACGAGUCACAGCAGCGCUAA